GAGCUCAAUCGUACGGUUAGGAAAAUUUGCAGUUUCUUAGCAUAGAUUGGAGGAAGAAGAUUGUUGGCAACUGUUCCCAGGGAGAACAACCUUCAUCUUCUUCUGAAGGUGCUCGGUGAAAGGGUGUUUGACCAAGAGAAGAAAUCCAGUUCCAGAGAUUUUUUAUUCAAGCUCUGCAUUGUGGAAAUUUACAAAAGGAGGAUGGCACUUAUCCUUGCAGCAAAUAUGUGCUCCAUUACAAAUUCCAAAACGGUUGAAGUGAUAAAAAGAAUCGAUAUUGAAGAUAAAAUGCAAUCCAGAUCUAAUAUUGCACUGCCUCCUUCGGAAGCUUCAUCAAGUCGCAGGCAUCUCUUAAUCGGUGUUGGUCCUUCAUUGCUUACCUUGACGUGUGGUUUAUCACCACCAACGGUAUGGGCCGAAGAGAAGUCUGGCGACAAAGAGGAAGAAGAUAAAGGGGUUAUUGGGGCCAUCAAAUCACUAUUUGAUCCUAAUGAGAAAACAAAGUCUGGAAAGGUGUUGCCAAAGGCUUACUUAAGGUCAGCAAGGGAAGUAGUGAAAACACUGCGUGAAUCUUUAAACAAAGGCACCGAUGAUAAUGCCAAAUUUAGACGGACUGCGGACUCAGCAAAGGAGUCAAUUCGGGAGUAUUUGGGCAGUUGGAGGGGAAAUCAGAUUGUUGCUCAAGAAGAAUCAUAUGUUAUUUUGGAAAAAGUAAUCAGAUCUUUGGCAAACUAUUACUCAAAAGCAGGGCCAUCAGCUCCACUGUCACAUGAAGUAAAGUCUGAAAUAUUAGAUUAUCUAAAUACAGCUGAAGAAUUUUUGUAGAACAUCCUCCAAUGUGUUAUAGAAACAACACCAUUUCUAACUCCCUGGAUGUCGUCAAUGGCUGUGAUAAAAGUAAAUUUAUUCUUCAAUCAAUUUAAAUUUUGUAUCAAAAAAUUGAUCAAACUUGUUUUCUUUUUUCAUGAGAAUUAUACUUGCCGCUAGCUUUGGUUGAUGCUUAAUUCUCCCCUCCUCCCCAAACAAAAAACCAGAGAGAGGACAGUGGGAAAAUUUAGUCUGUUGAUGCUUCAUGUAUUCUGUAUCUCAAGUUUUAUCCCAAGUAAAAGAGCAAGAUACGUUCUUGUCAGUUUUACUUUCUUGUA
Glycine soja is the source of this 1145-nucleotide messenger RNA. RefSeq names its product photosystem II D1 precursor processing protein PSB27-H2, chloroplastic-like. Bases 202 to 825 code for a protein of 207 amino acids. The transcript is spliced from 4 exons. Lineage: Eukaryota; Viridiplantae; Streptophyta; Magnoliopsida; Fabales; Fabaceae. Gene Ontology annotation, biological process: photosystem II assembly; photosystem II repair. Gene Ontology annotation, cellular component: chloroplast thylakoid lumen; photosystem II. The record is from RefSeq and is a predicted model, not a curated record.